Molecule: messenger RNA, 1506 nt
Organism: Colletotrichum graminicola M1.001
Lineage: Eukaryota; Fungi; Ascomycota; Sordariomycetes; Glomerellales; Glomerellaceae
Exons: 1
Coding region: 1-1506 (501 amino acids)
Source: RefSeq, a predicted model, not a curated record
AUGGCGCCAUCAUCUAUACCAGCCAACCCCACGCAAUGGCACGCGGCCGCAAGGGAAGCCAACCUAGAAAACACGUCCCUUGGCAGCAUGGACGAGCACCGGGCAUUCUCUGGAUCUACGAUGCCCCACGCUGCCUUCCUCCAACUUCGAGCCAUUUGGCCACACCGGCUUCCAUCGAUCGCUGCUAUGCAAAACCUUCAAUGUGGUGGCUUUUUCGACCGCAACGACCUCCAUCUCGCCGAGCGCAUCAUCGAGCACAAGGCUGGUACCAAGGGUGCCCUUGAGGCCUUCAUCAAGGAGAUCAGUUCGCCCUCCACCCCGAACCCACGCCCCGGCGGCGACGGCGCAAACGACCCGGACGAAGAAGAAGCCUUCAGCGAUGAUGUGCUGGGUCCCUUUCUUCCUAUACUCUCCCUUUGGAAGCUUCUGCGGUCCCCCGGGCCAGCCUCCCCGGCUCUUCAGGCCACUCCCGCCGUCAUCUUCUCAUCUCAUAAUGAGUUUGGGCGUGACAUCGCCAAGCUGGAUUACGCCAAGCCCGCAGUUGGGUCCUGCGAAAUCGAGUGCGAAGACGAGACGAACCUGGUUGCCCUGCCCUCUCCUGACCUACUCGAGACUCCAUCCAAGUCACGACAAGACGAUCCUCUGAUGGGCUGUCUCGCUGCAAUACGUGCUCUAUCACUCCAAGACGACGCGGCCAUCGGGAAACCGCCUACUCCCCAACCACCGUCGCAGGAUGAUCCCCCCUACGCCCGGCAGACUGCCUUUGCCCGCUCCCGUACAUCCUACGAGACCCAAACUUCGACCUUCUUCACCGCAUUCUUCCACGCCCUCUACGCAUACACACUCUCCCGCAUCUCCAGCUCAUGUAUUCAAGUCCGACCGGAGGAGGUGCCGUACACGUUUGGCAAGGGCCGGGGGAACCGAGAGUCUGGCCGCCGGAAUGGGCUGUUCGUUGCAUGCCCUGACGGUGCCUUCUAUUCAACCAACAACCCCUCCAGGAAAGGCAGUCCGUUUGCUUUCUUUGAGCUUAAGCCGCUCCCAAGGGCUAGUGCCCAGCAACGUAUCUUGCGGGAGGAAACGGCCGAGACUGUGGCCAUCUUGUCGCACGACCUACGCGGGGGCAAGCUGCGGGUGAGACGGGCUGGGGAUAAUCCCCUGCCGUCGUCAUCGUUGGGCCAUGAUGAGGCAAGGCCUGACUUGGACAAGCAUCACCGGCUGAUGAUCUCCCUCGACAAGGACGAGUUCUGGCUUAUUCACGCGUCUUUUACUGAUAAAUAUCUUACAUACAUCACCGACAUGGAACAGACGACACUUCCUGCUUUGCAUCUGGGAGACGACGAGUUCAUUGAGUUCAGAACCUACGGGCCCUUACGUAUUGGGAUGCGUGACGAGCUGGGUUGCUUCUGCGCCAUUGCGAUUGCUCUGGCCCUUCACCAGCUCAAAACCUCCGAUAUUGGACGAUCUCUCCUGCUCCGUCUCGAGCGCGGGCCUGAGCUUGCCGGCUAG